This is a messenger RNA of Cordyceps militaris CM01, 879 nucleotides long. RefSeq lists its product as uncharacterized. The record is from RefSeq and is a predicted model, not a curated record. Lineage: Eukaryota; Fungi; Ascomycota; Sordariomycetes; Hypocreales; Cordycipitaceae. The transcript is spliced from 3 exons. The coding region runs from base 1 to 879 and encodes 292 amino acids.
AUGUCCGCAGACGAGGGCUGGACCCGCGUCCAUCACAAGUCCCGCCGAAAACCCCCUUCCAGCCCCUCCGUCGGGGCCAACCAUCACGAGCCACCAGACUCGUUUGCGCCGCGCACGACGGGCCUGCUGCGGCCCGCAGACGCCCUGCGCGCCGACUACGACAAGGUGCGCGCCGAGUGGCUCGCGUCGCCCGCGCACGCCGCGCUGCUUCGUCUCGUGGACGAGCAGCAGGCCGGCCCGCGGCGGACCAGGGUGCGGCGGGCCGUGUGUCUGGGCAUCGGCACGUUUGACCCCGAGGACGGCGCGUGGCAGAGCAAGAGGGCGGCGUAUGUGCAGCUCUACGAGGCCUUUCUCGCCAGUCUCGGCCAUCGCAUCGUCACUUCACCAGCCGCAUAUACUCUCAUUGACGACACCACGCUGCUCUUCGCCGUGCACCUCUACCGCCCCGUCUACGCGGCGGCGUUGCAGUCCAGCCUACCGGCCGCCUUUGUCGGCACCGGCUGGGAUGUAUGGGAAACGGCUAUCAUGGACAAGGCCACCGAUCUCGAGAAUAUGAAAAAGAUGCACCAGACGUAUACGCGGUAUUCGUUUCCUCAGGAUGCCGCCAGCACGGCCUUUUCCAGCACCAGCAUCUACUGGAUGCCGCCAGACGGCGUCCAAGCAGCGGCCUCGGAAGCAGUCGGAGACGACGGCUCAGUACAAGAGCUCUCAGUGGUACAAGAGCUCUCAGUGGUACAAGAGCUUUCACUCAAAGACUCGACAGCACUGGAAAAGGAUACGAUAGAGACUUUCACAAGCACAGCGACGGAUAAGACUACAGGUGACGACACGGGCACGGGAGAAAAUGAGGCAGAGAAACUGUCAAUUCAUCGUAUAUAA